This is a messenger RNA of Cornus florida, 1211 nucleotides long. Its product is annotated as large ribosomal subunit protein eL8y-like. The record is from RefSeq and is a predicted model, not a curated record. The coding region runs from base 96 to 875 and encodes 259 amino acids. The transcript has 7 exons. Lineage: Eukaryota; Viridiplantae; Streptophyta; Magnoliopsida; Cornales; Cornaceae. Gene Ontology annotation, biological process: ribosome biogenesis. Gene Ontology annotation, cellular component: ribonucleoprotein complex.
UGGCACUCUAUAUAUUUUUUAGGGUUUCACACUUUUACUUCGCCGCUCACAAACCCCAAUCAGCUGGAGCCAGGAAAAAGAGACUACUUGCAGAAAUGGCUCCCAAAAGAGGUGGUAAAUUGCCAGCUGCAGCAGCUAAGAAGAAACCGGAGAAGGUGGUCAACCCUUUAUUUGAGAAACGUCCAAAGCAAUUUGGGAUAGGAGGGGCAUUGCCUCCAAAGAAAGAUCUGCAUCGAUUCGUCAAGUGGCCGCAGGUUGUUCGUAUUCAGAGGAAGAGGAGGAUCCUGAAGCAGCGGUUGAAGGUCCCUCCAACUUUGAACCAAUUCACCAAGACACUGGACAAGAACCUCGCAACAAGUCUGUUCAAGAUGCUACUGAAGUACAGGCCUGAAGACAAAGCAGCAAAAAAGGAGCGUCUCUUGAAAAGGGCUCAGGCUGAGGCCGAAGGAAAAUCUGUCGAGGCUAAGAAGCCUAUUGUUGUAAAGUAUGGUCUCAACCAUGUCACCUACCUUAUUGAGCAGAACAAAGCACAAUUGGUUGUUAUUGCUCAUGAUGUGGACCCGAUUGAGUUGGUCGUCUGGCUUCCUGCAUUGUGCAGGAAGAUGGAAAUCCCAUACUGUAUCGUGAAAGGAAAAUCACGAUUGGGAACGAUUGUGCACCAAAAAACUGCUGCUGCUUUGUGCUUGACCACUGUGAAGAAUGAAGAUAAAUUGGAGUUCAGCAAAAUAUUAGAGGCUAUCAAGGCCAAUUUCAAUGACAAGUAUGAAGAGUACAGGAAGAAGUGGGGUGGUGGUAUUAUGGGUUCCAAAUCUCAGGCCAAAAGCAAGGCCAAAGAGAGGCUUAUUGCAAAGGAGGCCGCUCAGAGGAUAAACUAGGACAGUUUAUUCAACAUCUCCGGGAUCUUAGGAUAAGGCUACUUGAGGACUUCUUUUUUCCUGAAUUUUUGGUUAUGUCAAAAUGUUAUCCGGAUAAACUAGAGAGCGUUUGUUUAGUUUACUUUGACCGGUGUAUGAGUUUAAAUUCGUAAUAGUUGAUUGAAUUGGAAUUAAUGCACAAUGACUUGGUAGAAAUUGCUGGAAUUUGUUUGUAAGAUGCAUUUCUUGCAAGUGUGGCCAAUUUGUAGUAUUUUGGUGCCUUUUUUUGGCCUAGCGGUGCUUCUGUGGUUUUUGCUCUUUAGAAGCUAUGAUACAUUUCUUGUACUCUUUUUGUAA